Helianthus annuus (common sunflower) is the source of this 979-nucleotide messenger RNA. RefSeq names its product leucine-rich repeat protein 1. Lineage: Eukaryota; Viridiplantae; Streptophyta; Magnoliopsida; Asterales; Asteraceae. Gene Ontology annotation, molecular function: protein binding. The transcript is spliced from 7 exons. The record is from RefSeq and is a predicted model, not a curated record. Bases 86 to 733 code for a protein of 215 amino acids.
CAAGAUUCUUCAUUUUCCCCCCUCACCUUUUAAGCUUCUUUAAGUACACACACACACAACUCUAAGCUUUUAAAACUUGCUAAAAAUGGCGACUUUUCUUCCUCUCUCUUUCAUGCUUCUUCAUCUUCUUCAAAUAUCCAUAUCUGCAUAUGCAAACACCGAAGGGGAUGCUUUGUAUGCUUUGAGAAGAGCAGUGAAGGACCCCACCAAUGUUCUUCAAAGCUGGGAUCCUACUUUGGUUGAUCCAUGUACUUGGUUUCAUGUUACUUGUGAUUCUGAAAACCGGGUUACCCGACUUGAUCUUGGAAAUGCAAAGCUGUCGGGCAAUCUUGUUCCUGAGUUGGGGAAGCUUGAGCGUCUUGAGUACUUGGAAUUGUACAUGAACAAUUUUGUGGGGACAAUACCAUCUGAACUUGGAGGACUUAAGAAUCUUAUAAGCUUAGAUCUCUUCCAUAAUAACCUCACCGGUUUCAUUCCCCCUUCACUUUCCAAGCUUUCCCGUCUUAGAUUCAUGCGACUCAAUGGCAAUAGAUUGACUGGAAGAAUUCCAAGAGAUCUUACAAAGCUUCCUAACCUUAAGAUUUUUGAUGUAUCGAGUAACGAUUUAUGUGGCACGUUUCCGACAUGGGGUUCUUUCUCUAAGUUGACAGAAGAAAGUUUCAAGAAUAAUCCAAGAUUGGAAGGACCAGAGCUUAUGGGUUCUGUUAGGUACGAUGAUAGUGAUGGGAACUGAUCAUAUUUGGAGUGAAAACCACAACUGAAUAGCAAAUAAUAACUAAUGGUGGUCAAAGUAAGUACUAGUGGACUAGUACUUGUGUAGUGUAACAGUGUGCUGUGUUAUGAUGCUAUAUAGUUUUUGUCGCUUGUAAUUUAUAUAAAUUUGUGAUAAAACCUUUACAAAUGGAUAAAGGUGAUUUGAACUGAAACCUAUUUGUAACUUGUUAUUAUUUGUAUGUUCGGCAUUCGAGUUUUUAACUUA